GACCAGCAGAACCAUCCACUGCACACUCUCAGCUGCAUCGCGUUGCAUAUUGUAUACUACCGUGGGAUUCAUCCUUGAGGAGGACUCCUUUCGCGAAGAUCACGGAGGUCAACCGGUACCUGAAAGCGAGAGUGCAUAACGAGUCUCGACGCGUGUGAAUAAAAAGGGUGGUGGAAAACGAGCGAGCAUCCCCACUAUCAUCACUAUCAGGGGUAGCGUCGCAUCGGUGCGGCCGAAAGAAGACGACACAACGUACCAUCGAAAAAUUGGGUAUCUGGAGCAAGCGAAAACGAAAGUGUGCCCGUACAGGUGAGCGAACCAAUCCCAAGGCUACCUCCUCCUCCACGGCCGCCAGGAGGACGGAGUCGUUAGCCGCAAAGCCGCCUCCGAAACUCCACAUCUCGUAAGACCCGCCCCGUACUCCCACCUUUUCACCGACAACUUAAGCCUGUCUUAAGUCGGCGGGAGAAGAUUCGUGUGCUCGUGCGCGCGCACUCUCGGCGUCGUCGAGGAUUCCCAACACCUCCGUUGUGAGAUAUCUCUCUAUGCGCGACUCUCGUAUGUUCGCUCUCGCGCGCGCGAUCAGUGGUCAGCGGUUUGCGUUUUUUGGGGACCCGAGAGGAUCGUGAAGAUCUGCAGUGCUAUCAAAAGCUUUCCGGAUGCGAACCGCGAAGCUCCACUUGCGCGAACGCUACGGUUCCUUGCUUUGGUGGUGUAGAAGAUUUUUGUGUUGCGAGUGCGACAUUUGAGGAAGAAGAUCCGAACUGAACGAAAUCGAAAGUGAAUCUGUCCAGGCGUUUUUGAGAAAGUGAAACUGUGUUUCUUUGUUGUUAUUGUGAAUGGACCUCCUGAAGUGACGUUGCUGGGUGCUCGGGAAGAACUGUGCGUACUGUGCUUUUUCGGAGUGGAGAGUGUCAGAUUACGGGCUUGCAUAAAAGAGUGGUGCAAUAAAGAACAUUGCUGAAGAAAUUUUGUGGGAGAAGAGAUCGAUGUUUUAACUACAACAGGAAGACUGCUAUCCGUCAGGGGUGCGACGCUGUGGAUUAACAUUGGGACCUCGCAGAAGUGUUUUCCGUGCUGGAGGAGGAACAAGAUCAGCACCAGAGGGUCCUUGCACCUUCAACAGGUCUGAGAGAUAGUCUAUUCACCAUCCAUAUUUUGAAUUGAUUUUCGAUGUUGUGCUGCUUGUCGCAUUAGUUCUAGACGUAGUGCUUGUGUGAAACUGUUUUAUGAACCUGAGUUUUAUGAGUUUGUUAACCAGAUCUUUAGUUAGUUUUCGGCUUCUUUUCUCUUCUUAUUCUUCUUCCUGUUCCGAACCCGUCAACGUGAAAUAGAAAACCAAUCAAACACCUGAAAAACAGAUUGGAAAAGAUGAAGAUUCCGGCGAUGGUUUGUCCCCCAGUAGCACCCGGUUCGGGUUCAGGGAAGACUGCGGUCACCCCGGAUAUAAAGUGAAUGUGAGUGAGUGUGAGUCGUGAUACGGGCAGGGACGGCAGCGAAAGUUUGAGGACAUGCGAACCCGUCUGGCUUCGUUGAUUGUUGUGAAGCAGGAACCACUGUCGGACGCGGGUGACGAUUACUACGGAGGUAUCGUCCCGGAUUCAGCGAGGACUGUUGUGGUGGUUGACGAGCUGAACAAUAAUAACACCAAUAGCAAUAAUAAUAAUAACAAUAACAAUAACAAUAGUGGACAUCCCAAUCAUGAGUUUGGCGCGCAUUUUCUGUUUGGACGAGAGCUUCCGCCGGUGGCCCCCUAUGGCCAUGGCGAUCUAAACAACAACCAGCAUGCCGGGCAGGAUUUUCAGUUGUUUGACGAGAAAAAGUGUGCUCCACAACUUCUCUCGCAAGUUGUAACAUCACCAGUAUCGAGUGCUGUACCCUCGUCGGCGGACACAGCAACGAGCACACCGCCACCGACGACGAUCUUAACAACGCCAGCCUCGUCAUCGUCCAGUGCAGCGGAUAAAGGAGCCCUAGUCUCGCGUACCGGGGCCCAACUCAGUGGUGCAGGAUCCGUGCGAAAGGAUUCCGACGACAGUACAACGGAUAGUGGCAACACCAGCAUGUUACUGUUGCAACAUCAGGCUACUUCUUUCAGUUCCGUUUCAUUUGAUUAUUUACUGUCGCAACAACCGCAUCAUCCCGAACAAUCGUAUCAUCAACUAGGCUCAUUUGGUACAACCCACACGCCACCACAAAGUCAACAACAACAACAUCAGCAGCAGCAGCAGCAACAACAACAACAACAACAACAGCUCGUAUCGGGGCUUCUGUCAAGCACCCAUCAGCUUGACAAAUUCGUCGAACUCUUCGGCGGUGCAUCCCAAUCGCAAACAACCGAAGAACCCAUUUCCACCGAAUCCUACCUUGAUCAAACGCAACAUUCCAACAGCUCCAGUGACACUUUGGUGGGACUCGAGGAAAAUCCAACAUUUGGAGAAUCCAGCGAUAGCAUCCCGACUGCUCUACUCAAGGCUAGCUACAAAGAGGAAAACCUAGCCGAGCUUCAGGAUCCGUUCAGUGCAGGUCCGUCGCGCGCACAAACCACCGAACCUGAAGCCGAUCUACUGCUAGAGACAUCUUCGACAGAAGAGUUGGGACUGCUUACUCUUCGCUCCAGCAGUGAUCCCGUUCUCGCGAGUAGUGCUCGCCAUCAGCCUCAGCCACACCAGCAACCGCAGCUGAUCCACCAACAGCCGUUGCGAUCCGGACUGCGACAGAACCCAGACGAGCAGGCAGCAAGCAGUAGUGGGGCCAGUUCCAUUCUUCCAAGUUUCCAAGAAACCUAUCCCAUCAAAUACAACCAGCUGGCGAAUUUCGGCUUGAAAAUGGAUGAAGAUUGCUUCAAAAUUGCAGCUUCACCACACCAUCAGGGUGUAAGCUAUGGUCACCCCAGCUACGGACAUCACCCAGCAGUCCAUCAAGGACACUAUGAAUUCCCGCAGCAUGCUCCAACACCGACCGCUCAUUACAGUAACCCCACGUCCGGUGGCAGCUUCUAUGCACCUGGGUACGAACAGCACGCAGCGGUAAGUCACACCCAGAAACCGUCCGCAUCUGGCAGCACGUUAAAUAUUUCCGUUCCGCAGAACUACGCUGUAACGCCCCAAGAUACCUACUCUCUUCCACCCUUCCCCACCAUUGCCGAGCUGCACGUGUCCACCACGUGCUAUCGUCGUGCUUCAUUGCCGCUGCAACGGUCGGAAUCCACCUCGAGCAGCGAAAGUCCCAAAGCGCCUAGAGUCGGCAUCUACAAAUAUUCCGCUCUUCCAAGCGCCUCCAGUUCAGCGUCUAGCUCUCCUGGCUACAUCAACAACAACAACCCAAACACGGUGAACAAUAAUGAAAUAGCCGCAGCCGCAGCCGCCGCAGCUGCUACUGUAUCUGCUGCGUCCGUUGUGAGCGCCACUCCAGUUCCUCGCGGUACAACUCCUCAAAGUCCAUCUCAGCUGUGCGCUGUAUGCGGGGACACUGCUGCCUGCCAGCAUUAUGGCGUGCGAACGUGCGAGGGAUGCAAAGGGUUCUUCAAACGAACAGUACAAAAGGGAUCCAAAUACGUCUGCCUUGCGGACAAAGCCUGUCCCGUGGACAAGCGACGGCGGAAUCGUUGCCAGUUCUGUCGAUUCCAAAAAUGUCUGGCAGUCGGAAUGGUGAAGGAAGUCGUCCGUACCGACUCAUUGAAGGGACGUCGGGGUCGACUGCCAUCGAAGCCGAAAUCGCCACAGGAAUCUCCACCGAGCCCACCGGUUUCGAUGAUCACCGCCCUGGUGCGGGCCCACGUGGACACCACCCCAGAUCUCGCCAGCCUUGACUACAGCCAAUACCGUGAACCCGGUCAAAACGAACCUAUCAUUAGCGAAGCGGAAAAAGUGCAACAAUUCUACAAUCUCCUAACAACGUCGGUCGAUGUGAUCAAACAGUUCGCCGAUAAACUUCCCGGUUUCAGUGAUCUCAGCCCGGACGAUCAGGAACUUCUGUUCCAGUCGGCCUCGCUGGAGUUGUUCGUCCUACGGCUAUCCUACCGAGCGCGCAUAGACGACACCAAGAUGACAUUCUGCAACGGGGUGGUCCUGCACAAACACCAAUGCCAGCGCUCGUUCGGCGAUUGGCUCAACGCCAUCCUGGAGUUCAGCAAAAGCUUACACGGCAUGGAGAUUGACAUUUCGGCAUUUGCGUGUCUCUGCGCACUCACCCUCGUAACAGAACGCUACGGUCUGCGGGAGCCCAAAAAAGUUGAGCUACUGCAGAUGAAGAUCAUCAGCAGUCUACGGGAUCACGUGACGUACAAUUCGGAGGCUCAGCGUAAGCCACACUACUUCAACCGACUGCUGGGGAAGCUUCCCGAGCUGCGGUCACUCAGUGUGCAGGGCUUGCAGCGGAUAUUCUAUCUGAAGCUCGAGGAUCUCGUGCCGGCACCACCCCUCAUCGAGAACAUGUUUCUCGCCAGCUUGCCGUUCUAGAGCAAACGCAAAACUGAAACCAUGUGCACACAAUGGGGACGGGCAUGAGGUGGGGAUCAGUAAAGGCAAAACAAAAGACUUGAGGUUAUUUCGGAACUUUCUCACACAUUACAUUUACCUUGUGUUUUUUUUUGGUUUUAAUUUUUGUACGUACACAGCAGCAUCGAAGCAGACAAGUGUGAGUGAAAAGAGUGUGCGUGCGUGCGGGCGCGUAUAUGUCUGUCUAUGUGAAAACAUUCGUAUAGGAGAGAAAUAAUCAUUUUUAGAUAAAUCUUACUGUAAUAAAUGUUCCACUCACAAUCGACUACUACAGCUCGCUCCAGCAGUUAGAUGUUACUCUUGCCCCCAAAAAGUACCAUCCAAGGUGUAUUUUUCCCUUUAGAUGUGAUACCCCAUAGUAGUGACUGUCAGUACUUUAGGAGAGAGAAAAAAUAUUUGUUUAUUUGCCUGUGGUGGUUUGGCGAAGGUAUUAUCUCUACAUCCGAUGUGUUGAUUGAUGUUUGGAUAGUUUGUGUACGUAGUGAGAAAAAACAAAUAAUAAACACUGUCCUUUAAAUUUUGAAUACACAUCCAGAGGAAAGUGAAUUGAACAGUAAAAAAAUCGUGAUAGGAAAAUGAUCAAAUGAGAGCUUUAAUUUGCAAGAAAAAUUGCUACGUAUCGAAAGAACUGGUUUAAUUCUUUCGAUAUGUAGCAAUUUUGUUGACAGAUAGUUGCCGAUCGAAAUAAUUCUAGGUCAUACAAAUAGCUUCACAAUUCAAUCAAAAAUUAUCACGAGAAUUCAGUCAAAGGGUUUUAGGAUGGAUGAUGCAUAUUUAGCCGGAUGAUAAACGAUUAUAUCAGUGUUCCAUCACUGCCAUUAUUUCCUACAUCCAAACACAACACUAUGGUACGCAUAAGAGCAAACGUUUGGUAACGCAUUGAAAACAACAAUGUGUGCGUGUGUUGCAAACAUAAACAAGCGCUCUCCACUGGACGACAUACGAUGACCGAUGCAGUGAUUCAUUUCAUUAUGCCUUCACUUUUGGUUACAUCAUUCAUUCGCUUUAUGUAGAAUCAUUCAUUCACAACACACCAUCAACCCUCAUAAUUUAGCUCUUGGGCCGAUGUGUGUGACAUCAGAUUUAAAAAAGUCUGCCGGAUUUAGUCCAAGUCCUGCUAUCAGACUCUGUACAGCCACCUCGUCCACCUUGUUCGACGCAUUUGCCUCAUACUGCUUCACGUUUCCAACAGUUUUUUGAUUCUUUUUCAAGAAGCGCUUGACGAUGGCCCAACGUUUCUCGAUUCGCCGAAGCUCUGGCACUUUGGCAUAGUACUUGUUCUUGGGCAUCACCUGCACAUCGUUGACGGCCUACCACUCCAUGGUCUUUGUUCCGUAAUGUCAGGAUGCCAAGUCCAGCAGCAAUUCAUAACACGAAAAUAAUAUAAAAAUUGUUAUUGAAGAUACAAAAGUACAGUAGAACCUCGAUUAUCCGCGAGCGGAAGAUCCGCGGUGCGGUUUAUCCGCGAAAGCGAGUCCCACAGUAAUUCUAUAAGCCUUCUCGAAAUUCGUCAGUGAGUGGUAGGAUUUCGCUUUUUUGUUUUCGUCAUGGUCAUUACAUUAUCUGAUCACUUGUGUACAUGACCCUAGAGAUGAAAAGUUAAAUGAUUUAUGUAUUGUGAAAACAUAGUUUUCAUGUUGAAAUAACUUUUUCUGUGUUUACACCUCAUUUUUAGUCCUUUAAUGCGUUAUCCGCGAUUUUCGUAUUCCACGUUGACCUUACCAUUCCGCGGAUAAUCAGGGUUCUACUGUAUUGAAAAAUUAUACAAUACUAGCUGACCCGGCGAACUUUGUCCAGCCCAUAAUUUUGAUUUGUUUUGAAUAAUUUCGAACACUCGCGUUUCUUCCCUAAAUUGUUCUUCUGGACAUACAUAGGUAAUAAGCAACGCCAUUUCAAUAACAUUUGUUGCAUUGAAACCUUUUUCGAAUUCGAUUGAACUCAACUUUUUUAAUAGCUUUGCAAAAAAGCGUGUGAGCCGAUACGUACGUGGAAAAAACCUUGUUUUAUAUAUAAGAUUUUUUUGCAAAAUUAGUCUAAAUAUUUUAAUAAUCCAGUGGAUUCGCCUCAGGGCUCCCGGAUGGUCAACAAUUUGCCGAGAUGAAGUAUGGUAGGUGUGCUGCUAGCAACGUUUUUGAACCGUUUUAGGAUAUUUUUUUUUGCAAAUUUCCAAACGAAUUUGUUUAAAUUUGAAGGUCUAUCUCCCACAUCAACUGUUCUUUGUUACGGAGCCCGAACCAUUCAUUGAUAGAAAGCGGUUCGAGCAGCUCGUAGAUCUGUUUCGCCAACUUGCUGCACUUAAAUAACGCGACAGUUGCAGCAGAUAAGCUAAGGCUAUGCUGGGUAAAUUUUGCUGUUUUACAGUCCCGGUUGCAAAGAAAAUGUCGUUUUUUCUGCAUCAGCAUCCAUAACCAGCAAAUGAACUUUGAUCGUAUCUCACGCUUAAAAACAUCUGCCACCUUUCCCCUUCCAAUUGCCGUACGAGGGUCACUAUUUAUAUUUCGGGAAUAGGAACAAAAACAAAUAGUUAAGCUGCGAAUAUAUUUUUAUUGUUUUUCAAAGUACUCGCCACGAUGAUCGAUACACUUUUGCAUGCGCUUAAACCAAUUUUCAAAGCAUUUAUUCCAAUCGACACGAGCCUUUUUUUUGAGCGAUUGUCAAAUUAUGUGGGAUCCAACGUGAACAUAAUUUUCGCACAACUAAGUGUUCAUGUAAAAUCGCAUAUAUGCUGGUGGAACUAAUGCUUAGGGAUGCCUCAAUCUCACAAUAGGUUACAUGACGAUCUUGCUUAAUCAUUUCGUGCACAGCAUCGAUAUUUUCUGGCACUACAGUCGAUUUUGGACGACCUUCACGAAACUCGUCGGACAGCGAACUACGACCACGAUUGAAUUCACUAUACCAGCGAUACACAGUGGUUUUUGAUGGAGCUUCAUCGUCAAAAGUCAAAUUAAGUUGAUUGACGCACUCUUGUUGUGAUAAUCCACGUCGAAAGUCGUAAAAAAUCAUCGCACGAAAAUGUUCACGAUUCAGUUCCAUUUUUUUGCCGAGACCAAACUUUCAACUAAAUAUAAAAUAAACAAAUAGCGUCCGUAUGACAAAAUGUUCUGAGUACGUAUAUCGUCAAAAAUGUCAAACUUUACGAUGGAACCGUUAUUCUCUAGACAAAAACUGUCUUCGACAAAGUUGUUACAUAUGAUAGAGGGCUCAUUUUUAUGUUAUCUAAUAUAGGGUGAACAAAAUUGUCGAUGAAAUAAAAAAUAUAACUUUCUUAUCUUUAUAGAUAGAGGUAAACAUAGAGGACAUAGAGGAAUAUUUUAGCCCCAGAUUUUGAGACAUCUUUGUAGAACAAACAUUUUUUCUAAGUUGCGUUAGGGUCACCAUGAAAAAAAAUUCUUUUUUCGCUCUAAAUUUUAUAUUUCAAAUUAUACAUGCAAACUGUCUUCAAAAGACUUUUAGAGCUUACUAAUACAAAUAUGUUGCGACGCAGAACUUUUCAAUGUCUUAAUCGUACUCAAAUACGUUAUAUAGGUGUUUUUUUUAAAUUAUGUGUUGAGGAUCUACCGCCAUUCUCUUGAACAUACACAUGGUGGCCGCCUUUUGCCUCAAUUACGGCUUCCAGUUGUCGUGCUUCUUCCGACAAGUUUGUAUAAAUAUUCCUGGUCAAUUUGUUCACACGCUUAAAGAGAAUCAAAAUAGGACCUUUUGUAAGCAACCUUUGUUUUGUGCCCUCUAUUAUCCGAACAACCCCAUAAAUUCUCAAAGGGACUGUGUAGACCAUUCUCUUAGUUCAAUUCGGUUGGACUAGAUCAGGGGUUCUCAAAGUGGUCGAUAUCUUGGGGUCGAUACAGGUUUCAAGGGGGUCGACAAAAACGAAAACUGAUUUUGGGGGUCGACGAGGGUCUAGAAAUCGACCCCCUUUUUUCCUUGUUGGGUGUGAACCACUGUGUCCAUUAUUUUGAGCUAUUGUGGUACGCCUCAUUUUUUUCUACCACGCUACCUAUUAAUUAACACAAGUUCUUAUAUGAAACUUUCAAGAUCCUGUAUAAGUUGUGUUACGUGAACCAACUUGUUAUAAGAAUGACUAAUAUUUUAAUAGAAAUUAUUAUUGUUGUAAUUUGUGAUUGUGUCAGAUUUACCCGAAACACAGUUACCUGAACGACAGCUAUCCGAAAGACAUUCACCCGAAUCACAAACACCCGAAUGUAACAAAUAUCCGAAUGCGACAAGUACCCGAAUGGAAUAUCUACCCAAAUGAACAUUUACCCGAGAGUAACAUUUACUUAAAUGUAUUAUUCUCAGUUAUAUUUGAUUAGAAGGUAUUUUCAUGUUUUUUAAAUUUUUAUAUUUAAGCGUUAUUAAGAUGAUCACAUUACUAGUAUCCAAACAAACUCGUAUUUUAUGUGGGUAGAGCAGAAACGAGAGAGAGAGAGAGAGAGAGAGAGAGAGAGCGGUGUUGCAUACUAUAUUAUUCAAAAUUAUCAAAAAGAUAUAUAGUUUCACUUUUAUAUAAAUGAAAUUACUAUUUUUUUUAUCAAUGAUGGACGUUCAAAUUCGAUCAUAAAUAGUAUCCAGUCAUUUGGAUCACGUAGCCCACACACGAGUAGCCGUAAUAUGGGCCGCCGCUUCCAACGGCGUGUCUGCGGUCAACUCGGAUUGCAUUACCUCGGCGGCUUUCGGGCCUUCGUUCCCAUUACAUUAACCUCAAUUGCGCUGCGGUAGCGUUAAUACGUAAGUGCCAUUUUUCCUUACUAAUUCAGUCAUUUUUAGAAAAUUGUGUAUACACUAAUUUCUAAAAAUGACACGAAGUCUCCAACAUGCAUCAUUUAAAAUUUCCUCAUUAUAAUUUUUCAUUUUACUUCGUAUUUCUGUGAAUUUUAUCACUCAUUUGUUGGAAUUUUUUCUUCUUCAUUCAGGUAUACGUUACAUUGGAGUAAAUGUUGCAUUCGGGUAACUGUUUAUUGGGGUGAAUGUUGCAUUCAGGUAUUUGUAACAUUCAGGUGAAUGUCAUUCAGGUAUGUGUUACAUUCGGGUAAACGUGUUUCUGCGUGUUACUGCGAACUAAAUGUGAAUUCAAUUAGCAAAUAUACGGCAUUCAUAAGUGCAUUAAUUUUACAUUCCGGAACGAACCAGCACAGGUGGAUGAAAGUCUCUAAGUAUAAACCUGAAUUAAUUCAUCUAUGGUGAGAUGUGACCUUUCUUAUUGUAUGUAGUUUUAACUUAUUACCGAUAGGCUUUUUCUUUCAAACGAAACCUAAUGCUGUUAUUUUUAUUGUUGGCGGUGGAGAAAUGCUAAUGCUUAAAAAUAUUCCUUUCCGAUUAUCCAUUUCCCGAAAAAUCGAAAAAUUUCCAAAACUUUCAAAGCACAUAUACGCUGCGAUGAAACGAUGACAUUGAGAGUUGGGAGGUUAUUAUUUAGUUGAAAAGAAUCAUCUUUUAGGUUUUCUUCGUGGAUGUAUCCGGCGGAAGAACAUUCACACCAGCAAUCUCAUUAAAAUCAUCGUUCCACGUACUGAUGAUUUCCUCCAGCUCAUCCACACAUCAAAUUCUACGGACUUUUCAACAAUAUUUGGCAAAUUCAUCGAUAUUACAAACAUUCUCAAUUGAAAAUGCAAAAAUAAAUGAACAAACCUUCCGUAUUCCGAAGAAUGUGCUGCAGACGAUAGAUGUGUUGGUAUUGAUUCAACAGGAAAAAAAGUUCGUUAUUGCCAACGUUCGAUUUUUCGAUUGCUCCGGCUAGCAUAAACUUACUCUCGUCUAGGAAUACCAUCUUCUUACCAUCUACCUUCUCAACGUAGUUAUUACUUGUGUCAUUUUUAUUAGUAGUACUUAGUUGGGAUUUGUAUGCCGAAAAACACGCCUUGAAUGUAUCCUGAAGUGGCAGGCUCUAGAAUACGCGUGACCAUAGUGUAACUCGGAAGAAAUUUCGUUGACGAAAAAUCUCCCAGCCAGAACGGGAAUCGAACCCGGACCCUCGGUAUGUUAACGUGUGACGCUAACCAUCAGAACACCUGUCACAGCUACGAUUAUGACCAAACGAUCCAUGCGGUGAAAAUAUUCCGGAUAUGAUAACUUCUGUUCUGUACGAACACAGAAAAAUUUAAGUCGGUUUCCGAGUCGUCAAACAUAUCAUGCGCAAUAGUGCCGGAGAUAAUCCGUGGAUUUGAAGGUCGUUUAAUCAGUCGCCGGCACCGGUAGCAUAGUAGUAAGCGUGACUAUUUUGCGCUUCUCUGUCACUUUUUUGGAAUACGAUCCGGAACAAUCUAUUUUGACAACAUAAAACGAAUGAAACUUGCGACUAUAGCCAAUUCAAGCAGUUUGUUAUCGACAAACAAAACUUCACCUCAAAAAGAUCGACAUGUUAGCAUGUGGUGAGAAUAUAUCGAUUUAACCUCACCCUGUCUCUGAGCGAAUUUCAUACCGUUGUCCUUAGAAUAGUAUCGAAAGCAACCUAAAGAGCUUCGCAAUAGUGAUAACUCUAAUUAUCUAUUUGUAGCUUGUAUCGAUUCCAACACCGGAGUCCUAUCUUGCAUCACAAAGUAAAUCUUGAUUCGAAUUCUCAGUACUGGAAAUGGAUAUAAGAAACUUGUCAAACGAAUCCCUAUAAAGUUAUAGUCAAUUUUUCUUUCAAAUACAUUUCUACAAAAAAUAAUUAUCCAUAUGAACCAAGCUCUCUAGUGUCCAUGAACCAGAACCAAGCAUCAAUUGACAUUGCGAGAGAGAGAGAGAGAUAGAGAUGGCGCAACCACCAUACGCAAUUAAUGAUGUGCUAUCUAUACCGUCAAAGCUCCUAAAUCAUAAAUCAUAAAUCAGAUAGAUUUUAGUAUAGUAAAGUGUCGUAGUUUAAGCAACUAGUUUUCUGUCUAUAUAGCUAAGAAACUUUAUUCACACGCAAAUGACACCCAGAGUGCAUCUGUACAAGAAGCGGGGGAGAGAUGAAUGCAAGAAUUGAUUUUAUCGCACGCGUAUGUUGAUUUCCCUAAUGUAGAUCGGUGUAUCCGUCAUCUUGUCUAUGUACAGUAUAAUUAAACAAAAAUGGAGAACAUAGAUAUUUAUGAUAUUAUACAAUGUAGAUAUAAACCUUUAGGAUAGUGAAACGUGUAACUAGAGUUAUUUGUAAGAAAAGCAUCAACCAGAAUGUGAACGCGCGAGCGUGAUUUCAUAGAUCGCGCGCGCAAAAGCUAUCCAAUAAAAGACACUUUAUACUGAUUUUGUUUAUUUAUCGAUAGGAAAAGAAGAAGGAUGGCAAGCAGGCAAGACGUACAAACUACUCUCCGAUUUCGGCAACGAAUUGCGAAAAAAAAAGAAAGAUUAACAACCGGUAGUACAAAUUUACAAAUAAUACAAGAAAUAAACAAAAUCAUUAUACGUUUCGCCGAAACGGCAGAAUGCCGUGACAGAUGUCAGAGAUGCAUACACACUUAUAAAUGACACUACUGUAUAAGUUCAAAUGUCGUUCAAAACUCGUUUUAGUUUUACUUACACAUUAAUGCGUGUUUAUCUAUGAUUAUGAUUUUUGCAUCUAUCUAGCGCACUGAUUGUGUAUGUGAGCGUCUAAAACUAUAGAACAGAACAAUGCGAUAUUUUUAUGCUAGUCCAUUAUGCUACAUAUUUAGAUUAAAAUCUCUCCUUCAACGCGGAUAUUUUUAAUCGGUUUUCGAAUUUUAGUACUUUUUUAAUUCUCUCCUGUUUGUUUUACUUUUUGGAUACAAAGCUUAUUUCCAGUAAAUCUGAUAAGGUGAAUACUCAUAAUAAGUAAGCACAAUGUUUUACUUGCCAGUUACUUGCUAGGAUUCUUACGGUUAAGCUGAUAAUUGUACUUAAUAUUAAAAUUUUACGUUACCAGAACUUGCCAUUGAUUUUAUUUUGUUAAACGAUGUGUUUAUGUUUUUGUUUUGUUUGAUUUUAAACACGAAUCGCAUAUUUUAGCCUAGAUGUAUUCAAACAAACACGCCCAUUAACGUGGUUUAACUUGGAUUCCCCUUUGAGAAUGAACCAAACCUACAAAAAAUCGAACAUUAAGACGAACAGAACUGCCAUUUCAAACAAAAAAAACAACGGUAGAUCCUAUCGCGAUGUGGCACACAUUUCCCCUGCGAAUACUCCGAGCAGUAGCAAAUACCAUACACUUAUUCAUCCAAGCAAAAAUAAACGAAUAUUUCGAAAAAAAAAAUCUAUAAAAACGUCACAUGUGCCUACACACUUAAUAACAAAUAAUUACCAUCUACAUAUUCCCAAUCCCCAGCUGAGAUCACUAAUCCAGUUGUUUCGGACUCUCGAUAUUUAUGUAUGUAUUCGGACCAACUAUUCCCCACAACAAUAUGACUGUGCAUGUCCUGUGAAUGAAUUAUAACUGAAACCAUGAGAACCACCCCCCUUCCCUUCCCUGAUGUAUGAAAACCUGAAAGUGCCAUUUCACCCGUAAAAAUUUUGAGAAAAACCAAUUCAUAUACAUAAAUUUGAAUGACAACGUAGAAGACGAAGGAAAACGCAGGAAAAAUCAGAACCGGAUGCCUUUAAGUAGCUAAAAGCGAAAACAAAAUCAGAUAUAUGUAUUAAAAAAACACAACAAAAUUUAUAACGAGGGAAAUUCUUUCUCCUUCCGGUUGAUACAACCGAUAUUAGAUUUUGGAGCGCAUUUUUUUCUUUCGAACGAAAAGAAGAACAGAAAUUAUGUGAGCAAAUAUAGCUCAGUUUGGAACAAUUUCAGUUACAAAAGCAUAAUAUUCGAAUGAUUUGGUAGAUAUAAAAAUCGUAGUAGUGAUCGGAAUAUUCCUUCUUAUUAUAGGAUACAUUUGUGAUAUGAUAAUAGAAUCUCAGUUUCAACUUCCUCGGAAAAAAAUGAUCGUACCAUCAACCAAGCAAAAAAAAGUCUUUUGAAAUGUGAUUUUACUAAUAUACAGCUCUUCAAAAUUGAUUCGAACUAAUUAAUCAUUUAUUUUCAUCAAAUCUACAAUCGGGUAUUUACAGGUAAACCGUUCUUACAUAAAUUUCGAUUUAUGGAAUGCUAUACACUGGUUGACUAUUGAAACAAAUUGACGCUUGCUUAGUGCUGAAAUCAUAUUUCUCAAAUCGGUUUAUUUAUCACAGAAUGGCCAAUUGAUUGACGGAUAAAAACUUCUCUAGACUAGCGAUUUUUAAGUCUUCAAGCAUCCGGAUGCCCUGGUAGACUUGACUAAUAUAAUGAAUACAGACACAAACAUGAAAAAGACAAGCUUGCCCCCAUGCUAUUGGCUUAUCCUAUGUACAAGUGGGCAGGAACAUGUCGUCAAUCGCCGUCCCUAACGAAAUUCGUUAAAAAGACUUUACUACAGAAUCAGCUUUAAAACAAUCGACAUCAAACAUAUUCGAUUGUUUUUGAUACCAUAUUUUAAACCAAUCGGUGAAACUCCAGUGUACCCAUCCGUUAGCACUAGAAUUGGCAACGAUUUUGUUUGUUCUCUCUUUUUCCUACUACUUGUAUAAACAGAGUAUUUAAUCACUCCUUUUGCAACAAAACAAAACCCAGUAAUUUAUUAGAUAGAGUAAUUCGAUUCGUUAGUACAAAAUAGAUGAGAAAGUUUUAUGUUUAGAUUCGUUGAUUUCCAGCAGCCACUGUCCCAAGAGUAUAGCAAUUAUCGAACUCGAUUUAUAGUGAGCCUAAUAGUGUCCAGAAAACAUAUCCUGAAAAUGCCUAUACCGAACUGUUCGCAGAAAACAAAAACUUGCUUCCGCACACGAUGCAGAGAUAACACAUCUCGCGACGUAAGCAAAGAAUAAGUUUCAAUUUUAGUUAACCAAACAAAAGCAGAAGAUACUAAGUUGAGUAAAACUCCACGAAUCCAUUGAUACCGAAGCGUAGGAACACCCAACAUUACUUGGAACGAUCCAAGCGUGAACUUAAAAUAAACUAUAAACUAAAACAAAUCUUUAUUCACAGAACAAUAUUAAAGUGUUACGCGAAAAUAGAAACUUUAAUUUUAACAAGUGAAUGUUGUCAAAGCACAUUAUAACUAUAGCAAAAUCAGAGAAACCGAAAUAUACAUAUACGUAUUUCUUUAUUGUUAAAACAUGUUCAAAACAUUCAAGCUCGUUUCAUUUCCACACGAAUUCACACUCCCUCCCGCUGAACAGGCCGCCUAGAACCAGUAGGUCAACUGUAUCGCACCGUCGGCGGUUUUCUGGGUGUCCAUGGUGCUGGCCUGGCGCGCGAUGCGUCUCAUCGUCUGCCGCCGUAUCCGGGCGUAUUCCAGUGGAGUCUUCUCGGUUUCGGAUGGGGUUGGCGUCUCGUACAAAUCGACGUUGAUCGGAAUGGCGGAGUUCAGUUCCAGUGCCGUGUCGGAUGGUUCGUGGGAGAGGUUCUCGUACGAGCCUGAUGGGGACAGCUUCGGUGAGCUACACCGGAAACAAUCGUCGAAGGUCCAAUCCUUUCCGAACUCCUCGCCCUCCUCCAGGGUUUGGGGCAGUCGGUGGUGCAGAGUCUCCGGCAGACGAAGGCCGGUGAAUCCACCGGCCACCGACACGCAGCCCAUUAUCACCAGCGGAAGGACGAGGUUU
This is a messenger RNA of Toxorhynchites rutilus septentrionalis, 15029 nucleotides long. RefSeq names its product probable nuclear hormone receptor HR38 (gene Hr38). The record is from RefSeq and is a predicted model, not a curated record. The transcript has 4 exons. Gene Ontology annotation, molecular function: RNA polymerase II cis-regulatory region sequence-specific DNA binding; zinc ion binding; nuclear glucocorticoid receptor binding. NCBI's taxonomy places the organism in Eukaryota, Metazoa, Arthropoda, Insecta, Diptera, Culicidae. The coding region runs from base 1512 to 4460 and encodes 982 amino acids. Gene Ontology annotation, biological process: retinoic acid receptor signaling pathway; cellular response to corticotropin-releasing hormone stimulus; regulation of transcription by RNA polymerase II. Gene Ontology annotation, cellular component: nucleus; transcription regulator complex.